AAAUCUUUCCGUAUCAUGGCCCACGUGAGACACUUUCGGACAUUCGUUUCAGGAUUUUACUUCUGGGAAGCAGCCCUGUUACUCAGCUUGGUUGCAACAAAGGAAACAGACAGUGCAAGAUCUCGAAGUGCUCCAAUGUCACCUUCCGACUUUCUGGAUAAAUUAAUGGGGAGGACAUCAGGGUAUGAUGCAAGAAUCAGACCCAAUUUUAAAGGUCCUCCUGUUAAUGUCACAUGCAACAUAUUCAUAAACAGCUUUGGCUCUAUUGCGGAGACGACCAUGGAUUACAGAGUCAAUAUCUUUCUUCGUCAGAAAUGGAACGAUCCCCGUCUUGCAUACAGUGAAUAUCCUGAUGAUUCUUUAGACCUAGAUCCUUCCAUGUUGGACUCCAUUUGGAAACCUGAUUUGUUUUUUGCCAAUGAAAAGGGUGCCAACUUUCAUGAGGUUACUACAGACAACAAACUGUUAAGAAUUUUCAAGAAUGGAAAUGUUCUUUACUCCAUAAGAUUGACAUUAACCCUUUCUUGUCCAAUGGAUCUCAAGAAUUUUCCAAUGGAUGUGCAAACAUGUAUAAUGCAACUAGAAAGUUUUGGGUACACGAUGAACGACCUCAUUUUUGAAUGGCAAGAUGAGGCUCCUGUACAAGUGGCUGAAGGACUCACUUUGCCCCAGUUUCUGCUGAAAGAAGAGAAAGAUUUACGAUACUGCACUAAACAUUACAACACAGGCAAAUUUACAUGCAUAGAAGUGCGAUUCCAUCUGGAACGGCAAAUGGGGUACUACCUGAUCCAGAUGUACAUUCCCAGUCUCCUGAUCGUGAUUCUCUCCUGGGUCUCCUUCUGGAUCAGUAUGGAUGCGGCUCCAGCCAGGGUAGCCUUGGGCAUAACUACUGUGCUGACCAUGACCACGCAGAGCUCAGGAUCACGAGCGUCCUUACCCAAGGUUUCAUAUGUCAAAGCUAUUGAUAUUUGGAUGGCAGUAUGCCUCCUUUUUGUGUUUUCAGCACUUCUGGAAUACGCAGCUGUAAAUUUUGUAUCUAGACAACAUAAAGAACUUCUGAGAUUUCGGCGAAAGAGAAAGAAUAAGACAGAAGCUUUUGCAUUGGAGAAGUUUUACCGUUUCUCAGACACGGAUGAUGAGGUAAGGGAAAGUCGAUUCAGCUUCACAGCCUAUGGAAUGGGACCAUGUCUGCAAGCAAAAGAUGGUGUGACCCCAAAGGGCCCAAACCAUCCUGUCCAGGUAAUGCCGAAAAGCCCUGAUGAAAUGAGGAAGGUCUUUAUCGACAGAGCCAAGAAGAUUGACACCAUCUCGCGAGCUUGUUUCCCAUUAGCCUUCUUGAUUUUUAACAUUUUCUAUUGGGUUAUCUAUAAAAUUCUUAGGCAUGAGGAUAUUCAUCAGCAGCAAGAUUAA
Molecule: messenger RNA, 1410 nt
Organism: Suricata suricatta (meerkat)
Lineage: Eukaryota; Metazoa; Chordata; Mammalia; Carnivora; Herpestidae
Gene: GLRA3
Product: glycine receptor alpha 3
Exons: 10
Coding region: 16-1410 (464 amino acids)
Biological process (GO): nervous system process; chemical synaptic transmission; regulation of membrane potential
Cellular component (GO): plasma membrane; synapse; neuron projection
Molecular function (GO): extracellularly glycine-gated chloride channel activity; transmitter-gated monoatomic ion channel activity; transmembrane signaling receptor activity
Source: RefSeq, a predicted model, not a curated record